AUGCCUAGACAUAAAGCUAGAAUCCCUCCUCUCACCACUUCGCCUCUUAAGAAGCCCCGACCAUCUAAUGCCCCAAAACCUAAAUAUGCCGAAUAUCUUGAUCCACCGCCCGUGCUGUACCCUGAAUCCUCGUCGUCAAAGAGAAAACGGAGUAAACACGCUUCAGCCACUGGACAGUCUGUCCCUGAGAUGUCCCGGAGGGUUGAAAUAGCGACUCCUAGCGGGACGGUGCUCACGCAACGCUGGGGGCCGGGGAUCGAAUCUAGUUAUGGUUGGCAGGUGCCUAAUCGCUAUGAUCAUGUGGGAAACGCGCUGGUAGAAAUGGGUGGUGCCCCUUCACCCACUCCAACCUUCAGUCCAAAAGAAGAGUCCUCAAUGCGGGAGGCAUCCCCUCAGGGUUGGGGGGGGAAUAUCGCGGAUGCCGCUCCUAACCCGGAUACCCCGUCACCUACCAUACCAUCGCCCUCCCGAAAACGAGCCAAGAGGGCAGUGCGAAAUCCACAAAAGAAUGCCGCGUGGCUCCAUUGGCGCCAGGAUGUAAUAUAUAAGGCAGUGGAAAUAUAUUUAGAUCUGGAGGCAAAGAAGGCAGAACGCGUGCCCCUUGCCGCCCCCGACGAAACGUCGUUCGAACAGAACGGACAACUGCAUACACUUGCGAUGGCCCUGUGCUCUCGUUGCAACACGCCUCUCCGGUUUCAUUCUGUAAUGACGAUUGCGUUCACGAAUGCUGUGCGGCGUACAUUCGAAUAUUGCAAAUGUCCAUCCAAUACCCUCCCGCUUGGGAUCAUUCAGUGUGGCUACUUCCCUGGGUCACCGGUAAUGCCUCAAAUCGCCUUCCAUUUCGACAUUCUUUCGCUAUUCUCAGCUUUAAAUGUGAACUCCUCUACACCAAUUACCUCCUUUCAUACCGCCCUGUUUACGAUAUUGCAGGAGAAUGGCUAUGAAUUCUCCGCCAAGGAUCCCUUUCUAGGUUCGCUCAGUGAAGCAAUAACAUGGUUUAAAGCCCUACGCGACUUGACAGAGGUUGAAACGGAGAGAGAGUUCCUUCUGCCCACGGACCCUGUGGAGUCCGAUGCACCGCUAUCUAUUUCCACACCCCACGAGCUUACCCGUCACCUACCUGCGCAUAACGGGGACCCCACGAUCACCACAUCUGAGAGCAUGAUAUCCGGUGAUGAUGACAUACCGCCCUCCACAGAAACGACAACUGACUCUGCGUCAUUGACCCUUGCUCGAUCAAGGCUGUUUCGAAACCCCUCGCACAACAGGGCUAGCCCAUACCUCCGUGCGAGAUGCCUGCAAUGUUUCGGAGGCUCAACAUGGGGUGGUCCCGUCAACGAGAAUCCUGAUGUCAUUGUCGCUAUGGAUGGUAAUAUGCAACACAAGCAAUAUAUGUUUGUUGGCGGAGAGAUGAUUCUUCCCUGGAACGAAACCUGCAGUUUCCUGACCCGUGCUGAAGUCGGUGAAGCUGCCUGCCAUGUCUUUGAGGCGCGAGAUGCAUCUCGAAGCUCUUCGGGAUCUCGUCCUUCAUCUCUUGUGCCAGAUGGCGCUAUUGAGGAGUGCGAAGAAUCGCACCGAGCCACGAAGCAUGGAAGGCAGUCAGCGUCGAAAACCGAUACCUUCCGUUCGAAGGGUCUGAUGGCUACCGUCUGCCGCCAUGAUAUCCCCCUCUUUCUUUGUGACGUGGACACCCCGGGCGAGCAGCAGCACUUUUCCAUUGCCAUGCUCAUCGCACUCAGCCGCCAGCUGCCCUCAAACACCACCAUCGGAUUAAUGUAUGAUGUUGGGUGCGUUCUCGAUCGAUCAAUCGCUAAGUAUAAUCUUAUCCCCAACAUAGCUCCUAGAUUGAGUAUCGCCGUUUCGGUCUUUCAUGCGUAUGCACAUCAGUUCUGUUGCCAAAUCGCAUUCCACCCAUGGAAACGAAGUGGAUUUGGCAAGUCAAAUGGGGAGGGAAACAAGCAACUGUGGUCCUCGAUCGUAGACACGAUAGCGCCUGAACGUAUGAUGAGCCCAGCAAAGCGGAUAACAACUAUCGACAGCAAAAUCAAGCUGAUUGCCUCCCGGGGCCGAGAUCGUCUGGCUUCAUUGGCAAGGUCCAAAAUGGGUGCCAUCCAUCAACAGGAAGCCCUUACGACUGAUCUCCUUGAAACACUAAAGGAGAAUAGGGGAUUUACACCUCAAUUCCUUCAAUCCCAGUGGGAGGCACAAAAGACUCUGCAACUAUCCGCUCGAGCCUGUAUGCCGCUUUCCAACCUCAUGUUUGGUAUUAACCAACGUUUCCGUACUCUAGACAAUGACCAAGCUGGAAUGAAAAAGUUUGCCAAAUUGUUGGAAGCUGAACGGUCGGCUCAGGCGCAUUCGGAUGCCUUGGAUGCCGUAAAGAAGGAGCUGGACCGUAUCUCCCUGGCGCGAACGAUGUCUCACAGGCCUAUGGAUCUGAAGGAGCAUUAUCAAGCUGCUCUGCAUGUACGAUCAUUGCACGAUGAAUCCCAGGCACGCUUGCACGAACUGACAGCCCAAAUUGGUUUAUCCGAUUUGAAACUUCCGCAAAACCCAUCUGACAAAGAAAAAGAAUACAUCGAGAAGUAUAUUCUGGCUCGGUUCCGCAAGCAUUCUAUUCUUAUCCGCCUAGCUAAGUAUCAGGAUGAGAUGAACCCUAUUCGCAGCUCACAACGGCGUGGAGGACGACUAGUUACAAAAGUCGGAUACACAAAAAUGGUCUCGGUGCUCAGUAGCGCAAACGAGCGUGCCCGGAUCAUUUCUACGCAAGUCCGCCAAUAUAACGAGCUUGUCGACUACCUCGAGUGUUCCGAGAGACCGCCCUGGCUCCCAGAUUCUCUAAGCCACACAAAAAUGAAUGUCAAGGAGUUGCUUCAGAUGGAUCCCAGUGAUGAACGAUGGGCAAAGAUGUGGGAGACCUUAUGGAACUCCAACUGGUCCUUGGACGAAAAACCGCCUGCCUUUGUCAUUGAUCAGGAAGUUUGCCAUGGCAUAGUAGCAGUGCUAUCACUCGCUCGCAUAAAGGAAGAAAAGCUCAGGCUCGCUCGAGAGGAACUCAAUGCACGCACUUGGAUUGUCGAAUCGUUCGACUCGUUGGUCCAGAUCGUAGACAGUAUUCAUCCACUAUUCAAGUAUCGAUUACGGCUGCGCCUCAAGUCAUUGCUCAAAUGCCGCGACUCGAUCAUAAAUGGAUCAACUCCCAACGUCAAUCUCCGGCGUGCACCAAUACGUCAUCUACUCGAAAACCUAGAACGACCAGACCCCGCCGCUGCGCCAAGUUACAUAGACUAUACCUCCUUCCGCCUUCCCCUCCCUUAUUCCUCCACCUUGCCUUCAGGAAACAACAGCAUAGAUCCUGACGAUGACGUUGAGGUCAGGAACGAGCUGAGCGUACUUGAUGGACUUAUUAGAAUGAGCCCGGAGUCAGAUUUAGGUGGUGCUGAGGACAUCGAGCCCCCUAUCGACAGUGCCGGUGGCUCAGACGACCUCGAUGUGCCUGGAGAUAUCUCAGACGAUGAGUCUGAGGCACCACUGGAUGAGCCCACUGAGAGCGCUGAAACAGACGGUGGGCUCCAUGCCAAACCAGUUUCCCCCGAGGGGCUUUGGUCAGCAGGUCUGGACAAUUCCAACGAUGAGCAGAGCAUCGAGGAAAAGUUCUGGGACGAGAACCCUCGUCCUCAAUCCCUUCCUCCGAUUACAAUGAUCAUCGAUGCCAUUCGUUCACCCGGCCAAUCUGUUCAAGAACAAAUUCCAAAAAAGAUUUGGAAGGAAAUUAUGGAGCUGCAUUUGCCUCGAGAAACUGAAAGAAUAGCGAAUGACGGCCAAACGAGGUAUUAUAAACAUAUCUCAAUCUUCUGUGAUGCAUUGCCAACGGUCAAUCGCCUGCGGCGGAUACAUGGGACAAUAAUCGAUACCUAUAUCGAGAUGUUGAAAGAUCUUACCGACGAAAACCUGCGGGAUGUGCUCAGGACCACUCGACCCCGUGUGAUCAUGUUUCCUACCCAGUGUGAAGGAAUGAGACAUCAUUUGGCAGUUCGCCUAUUAGACCGAGAAAUGGAAAACGUGCGAACCGAUCUUUUUGAAGUAACCUCCUGGACGAUCCCAUGCUACUCACGGAAGCGGUCUCACUGGCUCCUUGGCGUUGUGAACUUCGAAAAACGAGAGCUCCGCUAUCUGGAUAGCAUACCUCUCCCUGAAACCUUCGACAUAAGUCAUCAUGGCCCACAGUGGGUUUUCGCAAUACUUGGGCAACUGGUUGAUGCCGUCUGGUCAUUCGUUCACCCUACCCGUGUAUUCGAUUGGUCUAAUUGGGGAUCCAGAGUAGUCACCAAAGAAACUCGCCAGUGGAACGGACACGACUGUGGCGUUUGGACUAUGGCUGACAUUCAGGCCGUGCAUAUCGGGCUCGAUGCCGCUCCCAACGGUACAAACGUCGAUCACUUUCGAAACAGGGUGAGGCACCAGAUCCUUUCCCUUCCCGUUUCAAAUCCACGCUGGCAGCCCACGUGGAAAACCUUGGACGCAAGUCUCCUUCGUGAACUGCGGUCGCAAGCUGCUAUGGUGGCCUCGAGAUUUCCUGUUGAUUAUGCCCAACUUGGGAUUGACCAUACUGACGCGCCGUUAGUGAUGGACGGUGAACAAGAUCAGAUAGAUUUGUCCGACUAG
Molecule: messenger RNA, 4665 nt
Organism: Cantharellus anzutake
Lineage: Eukaryota; Fungi; Basidiomycota; Agaricomycetes; Cantharellales; Hydnaceae
Exons: 12
Coding region: 1-4665 (1554 amino acids)
Biological process (GO): proteolysis
Molecular function (GO): cysteine-type peptidase activity
Source: RefSeq, a predicted model, not a curated record